Messenger RNA from Menidia menidia (Atlantic silverside), 1256 nucleotides. Lineage: Eukaryota; Metazoa; Chordata; Actinopteri; Atheriniformes; Atherinopsidae. The record is from the annotation of a GenBank genome assembly.
AGACGGGGAAACAGCAUUGGCGUUAUCAUUGCUAGCUAGUUGCCACAUUUUAGCCUUCCUUAAUAGGAGCUUCGAAAAGUACAAUCACAUUAUUUUGCAUGGAGAACUUUGGCAAAAAAAAGUCAAGACGUAAAAUAGAUGAUAUGUCUGAAUCUUCAUACAAGACCUGCCCAAUGGGGAAUGAAACUUCAAGAGAAAUACGACAAUUUGAAAACAGCCCUUACUUUUGUAGUCUUCAUAAAAAUCCUGUGGUAGUUUUAACUAGACUCCCAGAAUGUACAGUCAGGUCCCUACAACCACCGACGCCUAAGCAGUUCGAUGGUGAAGCAGGAUCCCCUGGCAGCUCGGAUUCUGACAUGUUGUGGUCACCAGCUGAUGAUUGUGGAGAUUCUGACUGGUCCGUCUCAGAUGAUAAACAAAAACCUUCAAAACCCAAAAAGAGGAACACUGUUCAAACACCUCAACCAAUGAAACGUUCGACUCCUCAGUCAACAAGCAGUGACAAAAGCUGCCUGACAGAAAAAGGACUCAUUGUAAUAUCAGCGGCUUUUGCAAACAACUCUAGUGAAACUACAACAGCCCGCCCUAAUUUACCAGAGGUAGAAAUCAAGUUGGACAUGCCUGUGCUGGCCAGGAGGACAACCAUGAUGUGGCAACAAGGAAAAAUAGUGGAUAUAACAGAAAAAGAAGAUGGACGGUUAAAGUACAAAGUUAAUUUUGACAAAAAAGGGAGGAGUCUUGUAUCUGGACAUCACAUGGCCUCUGUUGACUCACCAAAGCUGGAGCAGCUGUACGUGGGCGCCCGCGUUGUUGUUCCCUCUUCAGAUGACAACACUUGCUUCAUUCCUGGCAUUUUGGUCGAACUCCCCAGCAGAAAGAACCGCUUGAGGUUCUUAGUCUUUCUCGAUGAUCACACGCCGCUUUAUGUUAGUUUACCCACCCUUCACCUCGUGUGCCGACCAUUGGAUGAUACUUUAGAAGAUGUCCCAGAAAGCCCGCACAAGGAUUUCAUGCAACUAUAUAUGAAGAACUGGCCAUACCCGCAUUUAACCCAUUACAUGGUCGGACAGUCCAUCUAUGUGGAAGUAGAUGGCACACAGCAGAAGUGUGAGGUUCAGUUGGUUGAUUGCAGUUUGAUACAGGUGGUUUUUCCGGAAAAUCAAAACAAGGAAUGGAUUUAUCGAGGCUCCUUACGACUGGAGCACAUGAUCAGAUUCUACAAGUUGAGAGAAAUGGAAAAGAAAGACACUGUAUAG